AUGGACUCGUCUAGCCUAUUCAACAUCAAGGGCAAGAAUGUCCUCGUCACUGGAGGCGCCAAAGGUAUCGGCCGGAUGAUUACACAAGGCUACGCCGAGUCUGGCGCCAACGUCUUCAUCACCGGUCGCGACGCCAAAGCAUGCGACUCCGUCGUCGCCGAGCUCCAGCCCGUCGCCGCCAAAGCCGGCGGCUCCAUCUUUGCCAUCCCUGCCAACCUGCAAUCCUACCAAGAAUGCGAGCGCCUCGUCGCCGAGCUCGCCACCGCGAUUGACCGCGCCGCCGGACGCGCCAAGGGCCUGCACGUGCUCGUCAACAAUGCCGGCGCCGUCUGGGGCGCCGACAUUGACAGCUACCCGGACCACGCGUGGGACAAGGUGCUGACGCUCGACCUGCAGCGCGUCUUUACGCUCUCGCAAAAGGCGCUGCCGCUGCUCGAGCAGGCCGCCACCGCCGACGACCCGGCGCGCCUCAUCCACAUUGGCUCCAUUGACGGCAUCCGCACCCCCGCGACGGCCAACUUUGCCUACUCGGCGGCCAAGGCCGGCCUGCACCAGCUCUCGCGGCACCUGGCGCGGGAUCUCGGCCCGCGGUUCGUCACGAGCAACGUGAUUGCGUGCGGACCGUUCCCGAGCCACAUGAUGAAGGCGACGCUCGAGGCCGCGGGCGACUACAUCAAGAGCGAGGUGCCGCUGCGGCGGGUAGGCAAGCCCGAGGACGCGGCGGGGGCGUGCAUUUACCUGUCGAGCAAGGCUGGUGCCUUUUGCAACGGCGCAACGAUUCGUGUCGACGGUGGCGCAUCGCAGGUGGCCAAAAUCUAA
Beauveria bassiana ARSEF 2860 is the source of this 819-nucleotide messenger RNA. RefSeq names its product short chain dehydrogenase/reductase. The coding region runs from base 1 to 819 and encodes 272 amino acids. Gene Ontology annotation, molecular function: oxidoreductase activity. The record is from RefSeq and is a predicted model, not a curated record. The transcript has 4 exons. Lineage: Eukaryota; Fungi; Ascomycota; Sordariomycetes; Hypocreales; Cordycipitaceae.